Messenger RNA from Striga asiatica, 3340 nucleotides. Lineage: Eukaryota; Viridiplantae; Streptophyta; Magnoliopsida; Lamiales; Orobanchaceae. The record is from the annotation of a GenBank genome assembly.
CACACACCAUUGACUGCAAGUGUAACGUCAAAAUCUUCUUCCUUUAUCUCUCUUCACUCCAGCUUACUCUUUCUCUCUCCUCCCUGUAACCACCAAAAAGAAGAUGCCAUGCCUUGGUAACCCACUGAGUGCACCACCGGACCUCAGCUCGCGGGCCGAGCUCAACAAGCCAAUUCUUAGCGGAGCCCGGCCAGGCCCGGAACUUAGCCCGGAUAGGUUCGAGCUGGAACCUCAAUUGGCGGGGUUGUCUAGCGAUGGCGGGCGAGAAGAAUUCAGAGGAAAUAGUGGUGGAGGAGGAGGAGGAGGGGCAAUUGGGAAGAAGCCGGGGCAAGGACCCGACCCGGAUAAGGAUUUGGGUUCCUGGUUCCAAUUGGAGCUGCAAGGCGAAGUCGGGGAUGGGGAUGAGGAUAGGGACGGGACUGAAAGGGCUUCGGAAGAAUGUGGAGCCGUUGGAUUCAAGUGUUCUGUGCCCUUUCGUGUUGGAGCUCCAAAAUUGGUCCAGUGCCGUGUUUGCCAUAAUUCAGUCCAACAUGAGGAGAAACUGUCUUGUUCCGUCCGCGGUUGUCUGUGUGUCUUUCACCUAACAUGUGCGAAAGAAAAUUUUAAGUUUAAAUCAUCAAAGCAAUUUAAGUGCCCUCAACAUUGCAUAACCUGCAGAAGGCUAACAGUGUUCCAUCUGACAUCUUAUGUUUCUCAUCAGGCGUGUUUUCUAUGUAAUCAAAGGUUUCGUUUUUGGAAAUGCAUAAGGUGUGCAAUGGCAUGUCAUGAUAAAUGUGUCCCAUUCCCCGAGUAUGUCGUCAAGUUUCCCGACCGACCAGGAGAAGCCAUUUGCUGGAGGCAUUCUGCUGAUUGGCAUCAAGAGAAGGAUGUGUUUGCUCUGUUGCCACUUCCAUAUAACAUUCAGGAGUUCAAAAUAGAUCUAAAGUGGAAAGAGGAAAUUGAAGCUAAAUUGGAGCCACCUCCAUAUAUUCCUAUCAAACGAAAUAUAUACCUCGUCAAGAGAAAACGAAGUAAUGAUGUUGCUGACAUCGGAUGCACAAACUGCAGUUCCACCGAAUGUUCUGAUAGUUGUGGUUCAGUGCAUCAGCUGCUCAAAAGCGUGUCGUUGCUCCAAAAAUUGUUCCAACCGACCCUUUCAGAAAGUGAAGAAGAUCCAGACUGUGAAGUCUGUGAUGCCUAUCAGACAGAAAAAUGUGGUUGGGGUGUUGUGGCAGCUGAAUCAAUCAGUGAAGGAGAUUUUGUAAUAGAAUAUGUAGGAGAAGUAAUUGAUGACGCCAUGUGCGAAAGAAGGCUGUGGGAUAUGAAAGACCAGAAGGCAAAGAACUUCUAUAUGUGUGAAAUCAAUAAGAAUUUUGUCAUUGAUGCAACUUUUAAGGGCAACGCCUCCCGGUUUCUAAACCACAGUUGUGCCCCCAACUGUAAACUAGAAAAGUGGCAGGUCGAAGGUGAGGUCCGCGUCGGUGUCUUUGCAUCCAGAUCAAUCAGAGUCGGAGAAGCACUAACAUAUGAUUACAGGUUUGUGCAGUUUGGGCCGGAGGUCGAAUGCUGUUGUGGAGCUCCAAACUGUAGCCGGAAUUUGGGGACCACUAGAAAGAUUGUGUUCGGGACUAAUGCGAAGGUGGAGUUGGUCUCAACUUGGUGUGUUAAAAGACAAAGGACAUUGAAGAGAACUGUAAGAAUUGUUGUAGAGUGAUAUUUUUGAUUUGCAGCUGUAGUUUAGCGGCGCAUAGAUUUCUUUCAUGUUGUUAUAUAUUUGCUUUUGCUGCUGAAUGCAUUAUAACCAAAGGAAAAUCUCAGAGUACAGAGAAUUUUUGUGUAUUUUUAUCGGGUGGCGGUGUAUAAAGAUGUGAAAAGAACCACAUCUGAGUUUUUUUCUCAAUGUAGUUUUGUGCUGCUGCAAAUUUAGUGCAUAAAUUACCUCAUUUUGUACAUGAGACAAUCAACUUAUUUUGUGGAAUGGCUGUAGCAGGACCUAAGUGUUCGGCAUUUUUAUUGGACCACGAAAGGUUUUGCAAGCACUUCAGACUGAGUAAUUCUUUUAUGUGUGUGCAAAAACAUAUAUAGAAAUGUUUCUGAUUAAGCACUUUCAUUCAAAAGCAUAUGUAUUGUGCUAAUUGUUUCAUACAUUUACACUGAGAAGUGAGAAUUGCUAUUUCACUUCAAGCUUAACUACAUUAAUGAAAUAUCUGCCAGUCAUCUGAAAGCAAGUUCUAGAUCGGAAGUAGGUAGAUAAUUGGGCUGGGCUGGGCCCAGCCCUCUGAGCAAAUCCUUUGCCAGUAUUUUCUAUCAGGCUCGGCUUCCAUUACGUGCAAUUUGGCCUUUUCACCAGUAUCCCUCUGUAAAUCAUCAUUGCUUCCCGGCCACAUUAUCCAGAUACCACUUGUAAGUACCCACAAGCCCAUCCUUGAGAGAAAUCUUGGGCUCCCAUCCCAGGCCCGCAAGCUUCGAGCUAUCCAUGAGCUUCCUCGGCGUCCCGUCAGGCUUGCUCGAGUCCCAAACAAUCUCCCCUUUGUAUCCAACCACUUCCUUAACAAGCUCAGCAAGCUCCUUAAUGGUAACCUCCUUCCCACUCCCCACAUUCACAUGCUCCACACCACUGUAAUUCUCCAGUAAAAAAACUAUGGCGUCCGCCAGGUCAUCUACGUGAAGAAAUUCGCGCAGAGGGGUCCCACUGCCCCAAACCACCACGCUACGGGCACCAUUGGCUUUGGCUUCGUGAAACCUGCGCAGAAGGGCUGGAAGGACAUGGGAAUUGUCCGGGUGGAAAUUGUCGUUGGGCCCGUACAGGUUGGUGGGCAUGGCGGAGAUGGCGUCGAACGAGUGCUGGAGGCGGUACGCCUGGCACAUCUUGAUCCCGGCGAUCUUGGCGACGGCGUACCACUCGUUGGUGGGUUCGAGCGGGCCGGUGAGGAGGGCGGACUCCGGUAUGGGCUGCGGGGAGAAUUUGGGGUAGAUGCAGGAGGAGCCGAGGAAGAGGAGCUUUAGGGUUUGGUGGCGGAGCGCGGAGGAGAUGACGUUGGUCUGGAUCUGGAGGUUGACGGUGAUGAAAUCGGCGGGGUAGGUGUUGUUAGCGUGGAUGCCGCCGACCUUAGCGGCGGCGAGGACGACGUAGCGGGGCCGGUGGGAGGCGAAGAACUCGUCCACGGCGGGCUGGGAGGUGAGGUCGAGCUCGGCGUGGGUGCGGAGGAGGAGGUUGGUGUAGCCGAGGGAUCUGAGCCUGCGGACGACGGCGGAGCCGACGAGGCCGCGGUGACCGGCGACGAAUAUGGAGGCGGAAUUGUCGAUGGGAGGUGGAGCCAUAAGCGGCGGCGCGUGGUGCUGAGGAUGGACUUUGGGAGAA